AAGGGGUGCUAUCUUUACAACAGACAUUCCUUUCUUUCUUUUUCUUUCUUUUUUUCUUUCUUAUUUAAAUUUAAAGCGGUAACAGCUUACCAAUGUUAUCAAUAUAUUGUCGGUACACAACACGUAGAUCUAAUCAUCUAAUCUUUAUGAAGGCCUCUUCUUUUGCUGCAUGGUGAGUAACCUACACAUAUCUUUCAUGUUAUCUUACUUAAAGACAGUAUAACUCUCUCUGAUCUUUUUCCAAACUGUUGUUUCUUUGAUCAUAUAUACAUGAAUGUUGUUGUUGUUUUUCAUAAUUGAUUGUAAUAUGUAUUAGUGUAUUCAGCAUUGCUUCUGUUCACAGCACACAGAUAAGAGUUGUCUUGAAGGAAGGGAAAUUUACGAGUCUUGCCGAGGAUGGGCUCGGAUAUUUCAGGAUCUCGCAGGCCUAUUGGUCUGGGGUUGAAUCCACUUCCAUAAACAGGACUCCUAAAACCUGCUGAGCCAUCAGAACACAACAUAUAUAUCCUAUAUAAUUUGUUUCUCUCUGGGACUCGCCAUUCUUUCCAGUUCUUCUUCCAAGUGUGUCCUGCCCUCUUCUCCUCUCAUAGGGUGAAAACACAACAAACCGCCAAGAUGUCAGAAAAAAAGAUGACCUCUAGCCGUAGGCAUCAUCUGAAGAGCCUGGUGCUCUCCAUUGCCUUGGAGCUGCUGGAGGCUGAAGCCAAACAGCUGGUGACCGAUAAGGAGACUUACAUGAGCGAGAACUGCUCAUCUCUGGAUCUGCCUGGAUCCAUGCAAGACCUGCAGGAACUGUGCAAGAAGCUGCACCAACAGAUCGACAAGGUUGAUGAGGAGAGAUAUGACAUGGAGGCCAAGGUUGCCAAAGCAAACAAGGAGAUUGAUGAUCUGAAGAUUAAGGUGGUCGACCUGAAGGGCAAGUUCAAGAAACCCGCUUUGAAGAAAGUCAGAAUGUCUGCCGAUCAGAUGCUUCAAGCUCUGCUCGGCUCCAAACACAAGGUGUCACUGGAUCUGAGAGCCAACCUGAAACAAGUCAAGAAGGAGGUCAAAGAAGAGUCUGCAGAACAAGUCGGCGACUGGCGUAAGAACAUUGAGGAUAAGGCUGGUAUGGAUGGCAGAAAGAAGAUGUUUGAGUCUGAGGCUUAAAAUAUGUUGUGUUUAUUCUCUCAUAUGUCUUAAAUUGUCUCUGGUAAACAUCUUUUAUCCUGUGAAACUCCAGUUCUAAUAAACAAUUUUCUUGGACAAUUUUUACAUGGUCAUUCACAGUGUUGCAUGGCAUUAAAGAUAAAUGUGUACGUUAUAUGUGCCUUUGUGAUUUUACUCACAACAAUUAGAGUUCAGAAGUUCUGAACAGCUUAGCGAUAGCAUUAGCAUGUAAGCAUGCUUCAAUAAAAGGAGUUUAAUAUGGUAUAAAAUAGCAUUUUUCAGCCGUAUUUGUUUAUGUUUGAUGAAAGAUCAUGAAUUAUCAAAGCAUCUUACUACAUUAUUGUAUUAAACACCCUUUUAAAAAGAACUCUCUGGAUCCAUGGUACAGUGAUAAAUACCAUUCAAAAAUGGCCAUAAUUUCAAUGGUAAAAGACUGUAAAAAUGCUACAGUAAAAAACUUAAAUUGGCUAACGAGCAGUUACCUUAAAAUAUACAUAAUUAAUGUUUAUUGCAUAAUUUUAGUUUCAUAUGUGUUACCCUGAUGGUGUUUAGUGUUUGUGUGAGUGCAACUGAGCACUGUCUCUACAUUUUGUAUUGGUCAUUUCUUCUGAUAGGGUCACCUUAUGUCUUUAUGUCAUCAUGUGCACUUCUAUAAUUUCUAUGAUGACGUACAAUGCAUUAUAAAGUGAAAAACAGAUUUUCGCAGUUCCAGUAGGUUAAUAUAUUAAGUUUAUAUCAUUUAAUGAUAUAAGCGACAGCACUGCACCAUAAAAUAUACCUUAAAAACAACAGUUUUAAACUGUAACAUUUACAGGUUGUUCUGUAAAGUUGUUUACAUUUUUACUGUAUUUUUUU
Xyrauchen texanus (razorback sucker) is the source of this 2001-nucleotide messenger RNA. RefSeq names its product troponin I type 2a (skeletal, fast), tandem duplicate 4 (gene tnni2a.4). Gene Ontology annotation, biological process: muscle contraction. The record is from RefSeq and is a predicted model, not a curated record. NCBI's taxonomy places the organism in Eukaryota, Metazoa, Chordata, Actinopteri, Cypriniformes, Catostomidae. The transcript is spliced from 7 exons. Gene Ontology annotation, cellular component: troponin complex. The coding region runs from base 616 to 1146 and encodes 176 amino acids.